AAUGUGAGUGCAGGAGCAGAAAAGGUACUGGAGGAUGGAGAGGUAUCUGAACUCCAUUUAAACAGGUCAGUAACAUGACUUUCAACCCACUCCCCUCAGGGCAGGGGCGGGGAGAGAAAUAAUCAGGAAUGAACAAACUCAGAGACCCUUUCUGCUCAUAGAAGGGAAGGGUCAGGCCUGCAGAGAUCUCAUGAUGCCUUUCACUGAACUAGUUAAACAUCUAAAGUUAGAACCUGUAGCCACUGCUCUUCUCCUGAUCUGACUGGAAGGUUUUAGAAACCCCUUCAAAAGAGGAAGAGAAGUGGGCCAAUAGAAUAACAAAAAAGAGACAGGCAGAAAAAAUCAGGAAAUGCCAGUGAUAAAAAGGAAAAGAGGGAAAGCAAAAACUGAAGGGCAGAAAGAAGCAGAGUAGGAGGAAGAGAGUGGAUUCAAUACACAGCACAGAAGCUGCUCCUUCUCCUGGCCACUGGACUGGUGAGGAUGAACUGAAAGUAGAUAGGACAAGAAGACUCCAAGCAGCUUGAAACACCAAGAGGCCACAGAACCACCUUACAGGGAUGCACAACUCAGACAUGAUCUGCUUUGUUGUAGGAAGUUUCUUAUGGCUCCCCCAUGUGAGAGGUGAGGAAGGCUGCCUUAACAAUGAACACUGUUCAGGUACAGAAUGGGACCGUCUGUGGUAUAUCUGGCUGGUGCUGGUGGUCGGGGGGCUCCUGCUCCUGUGUGGCCUGGUCUUUGUCUGCAUGAGGUGCUGCUUCCAGUGCCAUCAGACAGGGGAUGAGGCGGGCCCCCAGCCCUAUGAGGUCACCGUCAUUGCGUUUGACCAUGACAGCACCCUCCAGAGCACCAUCACUUCUCUCCACUCAGUGUUUGGGCCUGCUGCCAGGAGGAUAUUAGCCGUGGCACACUCCCACAACGCUGCCCAGGGAACCCCUCCCCUCUCUGCAUCAGACACCCCUCCAGUCUACGAAGAAGCUCUGCACAUGAGCAGGUUCACCGUGGCCAAGGCGGGGCAGAAGGUGCCAGACCUGGAUCCAGUGCCAGAGGAAAAGCCACAGGUGCCCACCGAGUGCAAGGACACCCAGCCAGACCUCCCAGGACACUGAUGGAUGUCUGGUUUUACUGAUACCAAAAAAUACAGGAUAGUUGCAUGCAGAGACUAAUUCAGGUGGGGAGGGAUUUAAGAAUUUGAGAUUAACUUCCUUAGUCAAUUGAGAAAGGGGGGUAGGGCAGGGGAAACAACUAAAAUUCCAAAUAUUUUCAGAUCUAGCAUAGUCUAAUGGCUCUUUUUGACACCUCCUUCAGAUAAUUUGCAUUCUCCAAGCCCAUUCAUUACAUGCACACAACACUAGAAUCACACUUUGCACAAAUAAGCAGGCAGCAGGAUCAAGGUGCUGAGCCAUUUUGUAGGCUAGUGAUCUGCAGGGUGCCUGCAGAUGGAGUCUCAUUCCUCUUGCCUUUAGCCUAAGUUUCCUCAGGAUGGCAAGAGAUCUUCAAAGCAGGGGGAGAAAAUAAAAUAAAAAAAGAAAAACAAACAAACAAAAAAAGACAUUUUCAAGAGUCUAUUACAACCCAAUAUUAACACCAAACUUCUGGAAAUUGCCAAUCAUUUAUAGUAAAUUUUAAAAAAAUUGAAACAAUCUGCAUGUAAAUGAAAGACAGCAUACGUAUAGACAGUAUGUACACAGUGGACCCUUAAUGCCCUGCAGGAUACAUAGAAUGAACAGAGUCUGGUUCUGAAUGGGGUAUAUAAGAAUUCUGAAAUGGUAGUCACAAGCUCUUAUAUUUGAAUUAAAAGAAUAUUACAUAUGUACCAACAGAUCAAAUAACAGGAGGAGCAAGAACACUACCUCUGAAAUAAAGCUCAAUCAUAUUUUCAAUGCAUUCAUAUAGUAUCAUUUAUUAAUUCCUAAUGUUGCUGUCAAAACCAGAUCAAUUGAAGUAACACCAUUUAAAAUAUGCAAGCCAUUUCUCAGAUUGAAUAAUUUGUGAGUCAGUCCUGGUCAAUACAAAUAUGCUGAACCAUCCAGAAAUAUUAAUGAAACUGGAUGAACACAGGUAUGGCCCAUCUGUAAAACCUUGGACUAAGCUGUCAGGAGAAGGUGAGUGUUGAACCACAUCAGUGUUGUCUCUACCCUGGAUUCAACAUCUGAAAGCAUUAAAGCAGCACAGCAUUAAAUAUCACAUGAUGAUUCAUUCAGCCAUGAAUUGCAUGUAUAUGUUCAUGUUGAUAUGAAGACACAAGUCACAUCUUUUUGAAAUGCCUGCAUGGCUCUUCCUGCUGAAGUACCCAAAUUCCAGCUUUAGUUAAUAUGCUGGUCUCCUUUCCUGUAUUUCCUGUGAAAUACAGAAAAAACAGUUAUUUUGUAGAUAAGAAGGACAAGGACAAUGUUGGACAAGGUCCAACUACUAGGACUAGGUCCCAAACAUAUUUAGGAACCUAACUGCUGUUGAGAUCACAACCAUAGAAAAUUUUAGAGAAGGUUGAUAAAAUAGUUUCAGGGAUAGAAUAAAGCUAAAUUGAACAACUAAAACAUCUUCAGUGAUGCCCCAGAUGUUGACCAGUCACAGGAAUUUUGUAUUUAAAGGAAUUUAAUGAGGGGCUUGAUUUUCAGGUCACAAACUUCUUCCUAAAUUGUCUAGUCAUUAUUAACUGUAUCAUUAGCAAGUUAUAAACUGGAAUGGAAUAAGUAAAGAAGAGAUAUGUAAGUUUAUGUCUCUUCUGCUUUCUUCAGUCUUAGAAUUGUAGAAUGGUACAGAUUACAGGGAACCUUAAAAAUCAUGGGGUUCCAACCUCCCUGCCAUGGGCAGUGACACCUUUGGCUAGACCAGGUUGCUCAGAGCCCCAUCCAGCCUGGCCUUUCAAAUAAUAAUAACUGCUUGUGGAACACCUAUUAGAAUGAUCUCUUAUCAGCUGCUCUCUGAAGU
Messenger RNA from Passer montanus (Eurasian tree sparrow), 2928 nucleotides. It is a transcript of the gene TMEM52B, whose product is annotated as transmembrane protein 52B. The record is from RefSeq and is a predicted model, not a curated record. The coding region runs from base 558 to 1106 and encodes 182 amino acids. Lineage: Eukaryota; Metazoa; Chordata; Aves; Passeriformes; Passeridae. The transcript has 5 exons.